Chironomus riparius is the source of this 1368-nucleotide messenger RNA. NCBI's taxonomy places the organism in Eukaryota, Metazoa, Arthropoda, Insecta, Diptera, Chironomidae. The record is from the annotation of a GenBank genome assembly.
UAAUGUUAGUAUACAAUUUAUGGACAAUGUGCUUGCAUAACAUGCUGUAUUUUUAAAAACGUGGUUCAUAAUUUUUAUUCAAUUAGAAGAAAAUAUCCACAAUGUUUUCUUAAUAAUUUCGUGGAUGAAAUAAAUAAUACUUUUUGUCUGUAUUUCGGUUCAAUAUCCUAGUAGUUAAAGAAGGAACAUUAAAAUUAUCCAGAGAUGAAUCAUUUACACGAUCCAGUAGACUUUAAUAAAAGUCUGGAAGAAAUGUCUGAAGAUGAGAGGGUCCGGUUCCUACAUCAGCAAAUGCACGAGAAGCACAAGGGACACGAUGAUAUGCAUGCCCUUAUGUUAUUAAUACUUCUAUCAGUUCUUAUUUUAUCCCAAUUCGGACUGUUUGAGUGGAAAAAGCGGCACUAUAAAUCUUAUCUACUAGUUAGCUUGGUAGCACUUUGGUUGAUUCCUGCAGCCAUAUCUGUGAGAAACUUUUGGUGGCGCUUUGUGUUCUUUUGGUCUAUAUUUACGAUGAUCACAUGCCUUGUACUGCAGAGAUCCUUUGAAAAACCUCCAAGAGGAAAUACACCUCGAUUAGUGUACAAAUGGUUCUUAUUUAUUUAUAAGUUAAGUUAUGCACUCGGAAUCAUCGGAUAUAUUAUGAUGAUGAUGACAUUCGUUGGAUUCAAUCUCCUUUUUAGUCAUAGUCCUCAAUCGUGGAUGGAUGUCUCGCUUUUAUUUAUAUUUUAUGGAUUGUAUUAUGGUGUGUUGGGAAGAGAUUUAUCAGAAUUAUGCACAGACAAGAUUGCGAUUCACAUAGGAUAUUAUAAUAUUGAAGGAAUUCCAACUAAAACACUCCCUAAAGACUUAUGUGGCUUGUGUGCACAUAAGCUUUUUGUAUCUGAAAAUGACCAAGGUGUCAUUGAGGACACUUACAAAUUGCCAUGUGAGCACACUUUCCAUGAAUUUUGCAUUAGAGGAUGGCUUAUUGUCGGCAAAAAACAGGUCUGCCCAUACUGCAAAGAGAAGGUUGAUAUGAAGAAAAUCUCACUAUUCAAUCCUUGGGAAAAGCCGCAUUUACUUUAUGGACAACUCUUGGAUUGGCUUCGAUAUCUUCUUGCCUGGCAACCACUUAUAUUGUUCAUCGUUCAGGGAAUUAAUUACAUUUUUGGUCUUGAGUAACAUUAGAUACCAAAUUUUAGACUGAAAAUUUUUAUGAAAUCUACAUGUUCAUUUUUCUGAAAUUCGUACCCUGUUUUAUUGCUUUCAUACACGUCUAAAAAUACCAUGAGCUUGAAAUUUGUUCACGAUAAAGCUUGAACCAUGAAUUGAUUUCAAGCUAGUCACUUAAAAAGAAAUGAUAAUUUAAUUAAUAAAGAAGAUGAUGAA